AUGAAUCAAAAGCAGCAACAAGCUGUAAUUAAGCCAUGGGGAAAUUCUUCUGUGGCUGUAAAAAAUUUGGCUUCUUACUAGACUAUUUAUGAAAUUCAGAGCGAAGAAUACAAAACAUUUUUAAAGAAACUAGUUGAUAUUCAAAAUAAAUAAGCUACUUAAAAGCAAAAAGAUUUAAAUGUUUAAAACAAGCCAAGCUAUGGAAAUAAUUAGCAAGAAUAAAAUGACAAAAAAACUUAUUAAAAUAAAAACAGCAAUAACAAUAACAACAACUAUUAAAAUAAUAAUAAAAGUUACCAAAAUAAUAACAACAAUAAAAGCUAAAAUAAUAAUAACAAUAAUUACUAAAAUAAUAAUAACAACAAUUAAAUGAAAUAACAAAAAGGGAAAUAUUAACAAAAAGAAAAUUAAAAUAGUAACAGUAAUUCAUUUUUAUUCAAGAAUGAAAACUCUGAAGGUAUUCAAACGACAAAUUAGCAAUAAGCUAAUUUCAACAAUAUUUAAGAUUUUUCAUUUAAAAAGGGGAAUCAAAUUAAUUAAGCUAACAGCUUUAAUAAUGUAAAAUAGACUAUUUAAUCUUUUUCUUUGCAAAAAUCAAAUACUAACAACAAUAAUAAUAGUAAUUCCUUUUCGAACAUAAGCUUUAAUAAUCAAAAUAAAUUUGAAAAUUAAAAUAAAAAAAUUGUGAUUCCUGAUAUUCCUGACAGUGAUGACGAAGAUGAUGAGGAUGAAUAAGAAGAUGAUCUUUUUGUUCAAUAAAUAUUGUAAAAUAUUCCUAAAAGCAAUCCUAACGAAGAUGUUAAAAAGACAAAUAACACUUUUAAUUUAAAUUAAUAACUAAAUAUUUUAAAUUAAAUGGAAGAGGAGGAGGAAGAAGAAGAUAAUGAUGAUGACAUACUCUAAAUCGCUAAUAACUUAAAAUAAGAGUUUUUUAAAUCAUCUGAGCCAAAUUAUGGAUAAAAAAAUUAAAAAAAAGAUAAAACAUAUAAGAUUACAGAUGAUAGCACUUCAAAUGACGAUAUUAAAUUGCAAUAAAUUCUUAAAAAAUGGAAUUGA
Molecule: messenger RNA, 1056 nt
Organism: Tetrahymena thermophila SB210
Lineage: Eukaryota; Ciliophora; Oligohymenophorea; Hymenostomatida; Tetrahymenidae
Exons: 1
Source: RefSeq, a predicted model, not a curated record